AUGCAGGUGAAAGUUCUGAGACACCUCAAGUCGAUGGUUGUCCUGGUCAGCAAGGAAGAGGAAGAGAUCUUGCUGGAGGGUUUGAUUGAAUUGUUCCGAAUAAUGUCUGGAACCAGUCGUCGUCUCGGUGCUCGUCUUCUUGGUGGAGAGGAAGCAGAAGUACAGAAAGAACGUGCUGCUUCUAAAGAGUACGACAGCGAAGAGAAGGAGGCCUGUCACUAUCGCGGUACCCAGCGAGAUUCACGCGGAUGUGUCUCUUUGCGCCUGAUAGUUGCAUUUCUUGAUCCAGCAAGACCAAUCACACCUUCAUUCUGA
Pseudocercospora fijiensis CIRAD86 is the source of this 315-nucleotide messenger RNA. RefSeq lists its product as uncharacterized. The record is from RefSeq and is a predicted model, not a curated record. The coding region runs from base 1 to 315 and encodes 104 amino acids. NCBI's taxonomy places the organism in Eukaryota, Fungi, Ascomycota, Dothideomycetes, Mycosphaerellales, Mycosphaerellaceae. The transcript is spliced from 7 exons.